Carcharodon carcharias (great white shark) is the source of this 4025-nucleotide messenger RNA. Its product is annotated as dual specificity protein phosphatase 10-like. Gene Ontology annotation, molecular function: protein tyrosine/threonine phosphatase activity; MAP kinase tyrosine/serine/threonine phosphatase activity. The transcript has 4 exons. The coding region runs from base 132 to 1853 and encodes 573 amino acids. NCBI's taxonomy places the organism in Eukaryota, Metazoa, Chordata, Chondrichthyes, Lamniformes, Lamnidae. The record is from RefSeq and is a predicted model, not a curated record. Gene Ontology annotation, cellular component: cytoplasm; cytosol. Gene Ontology annotation, biological process: protein dephosphorylation; negative regulation of JUN kinase activity.
UUCACAUAGACACAGACCCAGGGACAGACCCACAGAAGCGAGCGGGGCACAGACCGAGACCCAGACCCAGACCCACACACCGGCUCUCAGCACUGGCCCGGCCCCGCAGCCAAGCGAACCUGGACGCUCCAAUGCCUCCUUCUCCCUUGGAUGAACGUUUGGUGGUACAGAUACUGCAAAGGCCCCGCACACUGGCACUGCAUCUUAACAAGGCUCCAUCUGUGGACAGGAGACUGUCCCACCGCAGCCCCCAGAGCCCUGACCUUCAAGAGCUGACACUCACUCCUGCUCUGGGACUCCAGAAGACUCAAGGACUCCCUGGUGGUGGGACCGAGAGCAAGGAGUUUGGCCAGCCGGCCAACAGCCACCCUCUGGACAGCAGGGUGUCUGCCGGGCACCCCCAGCACAUCAGGGACACCCCACAACUUUCCUUCAGAGCUCAGGUGCUGAGGAAACCUUCUCUGGUCCAGCAGCAGCCUGGUGGCGUUGGCCCGAGGAGCUGCUCAUCCCCACCUCACACAGCGGACCAGAGGGGAACUUUCCAGACAGCCCGACCUUGGGAGCGCCCCUGCUUCUCCAGCCCCGCGACCUCCUGCCUUGGCAUCAUGCACCCUCUGAAGUGUGGCUGCCGGGGCUGCUGGAGGCGGAUGAGACGGGACGAAUCCGGCACCGCCUCCUGCGUUCCCUGCAAGCCCAGCCUCAGGGCCCUGGGCUGUGGGCCAGCCCUCCGGAAGCUGGCCUGCUUCCCAGCUCUGCGCUCCCUCAGCUGCAUCACCUGCGACCCGUCCAUGAAGUCGGUCGGCUCCACCUGCAGCUUCUGCAGCAGCGACCCCAUCGUCACCUACGACCCCAGGGGGUCCAAGGCCAGCGGAGACGACGAUGACUACAACAUCCGCACCAUCUGGCCGGAGGAACUGGCCAAGAAGAUGACCCAGUCGAAGGUCCAGCAGCAGUCAGCCAUCAUCCUGGAUUGCCGUCAUCUGGUGGAGUACACCAAGAAUCAGCUGCAGGGGGCCAUGAGCCUGAGCUGGUCAGAGAGCUCGGGCAGGAGCCGGGCCGAACAGGGUCAGCUCACCGUCUUUGACCUUCUCUCCAGCAGGGAAUCCAAGCAGCCCUUCCAACCAAACUGGCCCCAGGACCCGAGCAGCUCUGAGCCGAGAUCCAGUAAGGCCGUCACUCCGCAUUCACUCCACCUGAUCCUAGAUUCACUCAGCAGAGAGGACAAGGAUGCGCUGCAUUUACCAGAUGGCGGGGGUGAGAAUAACGAGUUGACAAGACCAUGGGACCAAGAGGAAGACAGAUGUGGACAGGUAGCCGGUGACCCUCAAGCUAUGACCCCCUUGACCCCUGAUGUUGAAAAUGCAGAGCUGAGCCCCAUCGUUCCCUUCCUGUACCUGGGCAAUGAGCGAGACGCACAGGACCUGGCCAAGAUGCGGCAGCUAAAUGUGGGAUACGUGAUCAAUGUCACCACACAUCUGCCACUCUACCAUGCCCAGGUGGGCAAUGUGCGCUACAAGAGGCUGCCAGCCACUGACAACAGCAAGCAGAACCUCCGCCAGUAUUUCGAAGAGGCGUUCGAGUUCAUUGAAGAAGCGCACCUAUCGGGUAAGGGGGUUCUCAUCCAUUGCCAGGCUGGUGUGUCCCGUUCUGCUACCCUGGUCAUUGCCUACCUGAUGAAGCACACGCUGAUGACCAUGACUGACGCCUAUAAAUACGUCAAGGGAAAACGACCCAUCAUCUCCCCCAAUCUGAACUUCAUGGGACAACUGCUGGAGUUCGAAAUGGACCUCAACAAGGGGCUCACUCCCCGCAUACUCACCCCGAAACUCAGUGGGCUGGAGACCGAGGUCUAGGGCAUCCUGUACAAUCAUUCUGCCUCCGUCCAGUCAGCCACCAAACUCCAGGACAGAGCACCAAAGCCAGCGAAACCACACCGCGAUCGGAGUCCAAACCCUGGACGCUAGACAACUCUCCCUCUCUCCGACGUGGAUAACCUCCCAGCUCCAUGUUAGACUGGACCCUAGACAACUCUCCCUCUCUCCGACACAGAUAACCACCCAGCUCCAUGUUAGACUGGACUCUAGACAACUCUCCCUCUCUCCGACACGGAUAACCACCCAGCUCCAUGUUAGACUGGACCCUAGACAACUCUCCCUCUCUCCGACACGGAUAACCACCCAACUCCAUGUUAGACUGGACCCUAGACAACUCUCCCUCUCUCCGACACGGAUAACCACCCAGCUCCAUGUUAGACUGGACCCUAGACAACUCUCCCUCUCUCUGACACGGAUAACCACCCAACUCCAUGUUAGACUGGACCCUAGACAACUCUCCCUCUCUCCGACACGGAUAACCACCCAGCUCCAUGUUAGACUGGACGCUAGACAACUCUCCCUCUCUCCGACACGGAUAACCACCCAGCUCCAUGUUAGACUGGACCCUAGACAACUCUCCCUCUCUCCGACACUGAUAACCUCCCAGCUCCAUGUUAGACUGGACCCUAGACAACUCUCCCUCUCUCCGACACGGAAAACCAGCCAGCUCCAUGUUAGACUGGAUGCUAGACAACUCUCCCUCUCUCCGACACUGAUAACCUCCCAGCUCCAUGUUAGACUGGACCCUAGACAACUCUCCCUCUCUCCGACACGGAUAACCACCCAGCUCCAUGUUAGACUGGACCCUAGACAACUCUCCCUCUCUCCGACACGGAUAACCACCCAACUCCAUGUUAGACUGGACCCUAGACAACUCUCCCUCUCUCCGACACGGAUAACCACCCAGCUCCAUGUUAGACUGGACGCUAGACAACUCUCCCUCUCUCCGACACGGAUAACCACCCAGCUCCAUGUUAGACUGGACCCUAGACAACUCUCCCUCUCUCCGACACUGAUAACCUCCCAGCUCCAUGUUAGACUGGACCCUAGACAACUCUCCCUCUCUCCGACACGGAUAACCACCCAGCUCCAUGUUAGACUGGACUCUAGACAACUCUCCCUCUCUCUGACACGGAUAACCAGCCAGCUCCAUGUUAGACUGGACCCUAGACAACUCUCCCUCUCUCCGACACGGAUAACCAUUCAGCUCCAUGUUAGACUGGACUCUAGACAACUCUCCCUCUCUCCGACAUAGAUAACCACCCAGCUCCAUGUUAGACUGGACCCUAGACAACUCUCCCUCUCUCCGACACGGAUAACCAGCCAACUCCAUGUUAGACUGGACUCUAGACAACUCUCCCUCUCUCCGACACGGAUAACCACCCAGCUCCAUGUUAGACUGGACCCUAGACAACUCUCCCUCUCUCCGACACGGAUAACCUCCCAGCUCCAUGUUAGACUGGACUCUAGACAACUCUCCCUCUCUCCGACACGGAUAACCACCCAGCUCCAUGUUAGACUGGACCCUAGACAACUCUCCCUCUCUCCGACACGGAUAACCACCCAACUCCAUGUUAGACUGGACCCUAGACAACUCUCCCUCUCUCCGACACGGAUAACCACCCAGCUCCAUGUUAGACUGGACCCUAGACAACUCUCCCUCUCUCCGACACGGAUAACCACCCAACUCCAUGUUAGACUGGACUCUAGACAACUCUCCCUCUCUCCGACACGGAUAACCUCCCAGCUCCAUGUUAGACUGGACCCUAGACAACUCUCCCUCUCUCCGACACGGAUAACCACCCAACUCCAUGUUAGACUGGACCCUAGACAACUCUCCCUCUCUCCGACACGGAUAACCACCCAGCUCCAUGUUAGACUGGACUCUAGACAACUCUCCCUCUCUCCGACACGGAUAACCAUCCAGCUCCAUGUUAGACUGGACCCUAGACAACUCUCCCUCUCUCCGGAACGGAUUACCUCCCAGCUCCAUGUUAGACUGGACCCUAGACAACUCUCCCUCUCUCCGACACGGAUAACCACCCAGCUCCAUGUUAGACUGGACCCUAGACAACUCUCCCUCUCUCCGACACGGAUAACCACCCAGCUCCAUGUUAGACUGGACCCUAGACAACUCUCCCUCUCUCCGAC